This is a messenger RNA of Oldenlandia corymbosa var. corymbosa, 1386 nucleotides long. The record is from the annotation of a GenBank genome assembly. NCBI's taxonomy places the organism in Eukaryota, Viridiplantae, Streptophyta, Magnoliopsida, Gentianales, Rubiaceae.
CAAAAAGGUGCCGAAGCUUAGGCGUUAGAUGAAGUUAGGAAGGAAAAUCUUUGCACAUUCCUUUUACAACAUUACAGAACAAAAAGAUCAACACUCGACCAGAAGAUGAAUGUUAUCCUGAGAAUCUUAGGCGACAAAGAAUUCAAGCACCAGAAAUGAUGGAUUCAUUAACAAUCCCCAGAAAUCUUCUUUACUAUUUCCAACAUUUGUUAGUACUUUGUUUUGUUUUGAUGUUACCAGAUAUUGUUAAUACCUCCAAAUUCGACCAUAACCAUCUCCUGAUAUACAAUCACUGUGAAAACCAGACGUCAGUUGAUCAUCAUCCUGAUUCUGUAUCGUUAAUUCUUUCACAACUUUUUCAAGAGCUCCAGGAAAAAUCAUCUACAUCAAAGUUCUUUCAGACAAAUGCAGGUGAUGACAAAAUAGCCGUAUCCGGCUUGUUUCAGUGCAGGGGUGAUUUGAGUAAUGAUGAUUGUUACAGCUGUGUGAAUAAACUUCCUGAAGUUUCAAGCCGGUUAUGUGGCGCGAGCUUGCCCGCUAGAGUUCAGCUCGCAGGUUGCAGGAUGAACUACCAGGCUGAGGGAGUUCAUACCACGAGGCGGUUACAAUUGCUUCACAAGACUUGCAGCUUAGAACAAGGGUUGUACGGAUUCCAGGAGAAAAGGGAUGCAGCAUUUGUGGCUGUCCAAGAAUGUAUUUUGUCCAGUCCAAAUCAAUAUUGUGAUCAGAUCUGCGAAUCUGUUCAUGUUAUGGCGCAAUGUGACGGGAAUUUAGGAGAAUGUGAUUGCGGUAAAUGCGUGACUACUGCAAUUAAUAUCGUUCAAGAAGAAUGCGGCUACUCAUUAGCCGGAGAGGUCUACCUGGAAGGUUGCUCCCUGAGCUAUGGUUAUCAAGAGCAUGGGAUAGUUGGUUAUGAUGGAGGGCGAUUUGGAGGCAGUUCGACCAAAAUAGUAGCUAUCGUUAUUGGUGGAAUAGCUGCAGUGGUGUUAGGAGCAGGACUCUGCUAUAUAUGCCGAGGGGGUAGGCAUAAGGAUGGUAAGUAGCAACUUCUUGCAUAGAUUCAGAGAGUAUUUUGUCCCAUUGUGCUUUUUCAAUGUUUCUGCCUUACAGGAUAUUCCGGAUGCCUAAUGCAUUGCUUCCUGAUCAAUAAUAUGUUAUUGUGCAGAGUUCUGAAAGGAGUUCUUCGAAAGGAAAAGCGCUUUUCUCAGAAGUGAUUGUAGCUCUCCACAGUAUAAGUAUUCGUCGACUUUCAUGCAAUGUUGGCAGGUUUUCCACUUGUAAGAGCAGUGUAGUUUCCUUUGUCCACCAAUCGAUUUCAGAUGUAUUAUCUUAUGUACAAUGGAAUUCUAUGUACAAUGAACUGAUGUUUCAAAGCCUCCAAGAACA